Messenger RNA from Oppiella nova, 552 nucleotides. The record is from the annotation of a GenBank genome assembly. NCBI's taxonomy places the organism in Eukaryota, Metazoa, Arthropoda, Arachnida, Sarcoptiformes, Oppiidae.
AUGAUGAGCGGAAAGAGAAAACGCGAAUGUCUAUCCAUACACGUGGGACAGGCGGGCGUCCAGAUGGGGAACGCCUGUUGGGAACUGUAUUGUCUGGAGCACGGCAUCCAACCGGACGGACAGAUGCCGUCCGACAAGACGGUGGGCAGUGGCGACGACUCGUUCAACACGUUUUUCUCGGAGACGGGAAGUGGUAAACACGUGCCCCGGGCUGUGUUCGUGGACCUGGAGCCUACCGUCGUGGACGAGGUGCGCACCGGUACCUAUCGGCAACUGUUUCACCCGGAACAGCUUAUAACAGGCAAGGAGGACGCGGCCAAUAAUUAUGCUCGGGGUCACUACACCAUCGGCAAAGAGAUUGUUGAUCUGGUGAUGGAUAGGAUCCGCAAACUGGCCGACCGGUGCUCCGGACUCCAGGGUUUCCUAAUUUUCCAUUCAUUCGGCGGCGGCACCGGUAGUGGAUUCACUUCCCUAUUGAUGGAGAGGCUGUCCGUAGAUUACGGCAAGAAAGCCAAACUGGAGUUCAGUAUAUAUCCGGCGCCUCAGGUCUGA